CGUUUAUUCGGUUACAGACAGAGUGUCAGAUAAGUUCAGUGCGUUGUUGGGAUAGUUUAUCGGAGCGGUUCUUUAAACAUUUUGCAUUUUAUAUAUUCACAAAAAAUACAUUACAAAAAAAAAAAACAAAAACAGCAAUAAAAAAAAUAUUUUAAGAAACUAUUAAUUUUUUUAAGUCUAUUUAAUGGACUGUUACGGAACAAAAUUGUUUUCACACUGCAGAAGUCUACAAAUAGCAUUUUUGCGUUGUUCCUAAUAUAUUUACUCUAAGCAUUGAGUGUCGAAUAAAAGAAGGAAGAGUGAAGAAAAUCAAUAAUUCAAACAGGACAACGGCCUCAUGGAUUACCAGUGCUUUUGUCCACGCAAAAGAGUACGUUAAUAAUAGAAACGAAAGAAAAACUAAACAAAAUCAAAAUGGAAAAUCCCAUUAAAAGUGUGUUGUGCGUGUUAAUAAAUUAAAACAAAACAAAACAAAACAAAUCAAAAAAAGUAACGUAAUUUUUUUUAAAGAUCCAACUGAAAAAAUAUAAGAAGAAUUUGAGCAAGAAUUCAAUUCGUGUGUGUGUGUGUUUGUAUUGUACAACAAAGUUUUCGUAGGGAAAACAGGUCGUCUAUAACCAGUGCGAUAAAAAAGCUUUACCAAUUAAACAGGAAACUGUAGUUUUUGUUUUUGCAAUACCGUUCCGCCCCGAAGGGUAGCAAAUACAUACUAAUUUUGUUUUUAUAAUAUAUAUUCGCGUGCCCAGUUAAGUUGAAGCAGAAAUUCGAAGAUGUCGCUGCAGACAAAGCGUCAGCACUGCUAUUUGUGUGACCUGCCACGGAUGCCAUGGGCGAUGAUAAAUGAUUUUUCCGAAGCGGUCUGUCGUGGUUGUGUUAACUAUGAAGGAGCAGAUCGUAUAGAACUUGUGCUCGAUGCCGCUAGGCAAAUGAAAAGAUUGCAUCAAGCAGCUAAACGUAGUCAUGAGAAUGGAGAAGUUGUACCACAGCAAGCUGUACAGCCACAGCCACAAGGUCAACACCGUGGUGGCGGACCAAUCAGUGUGGGAGUUGGAGUUGUUGGACCACAGCAACAUCAUCAUGCUUAUCCCACACAGCGUAUUGGACCCCCACAAACAAAUCUAAUGGAUUUCCCAGUGAAAAUGGAGGCACACGAUGCCAGUGUACGCCCAGUACGCAUACCACAUUUAUCAUCACACCAUAUGCCCAUUUCAAGUCGUGCUGCAGUCGCUGCAGCAGCUGCAGCUGCAGCCUCAACAGUUAAUACCGGUCCAGUUGGUGGACCUGUACCACCAACACUUUCAGUUAAUCUAAAACGUCCACCAUCCGAAGAUGAUGAUCACGGUGACGGCAGUGGUGGUGGCGGCGGUGGCCCAUCAGGCAUUAAACGCAACAAUAUUGAUGAUCCUACAAUUGCACGUCCACCGCUAACACGUGGUGACUCUUUGCCUGCUGCUGUCUCAUUUGUGUCAGAUCGUCAAUCAGGAUUACGCGACAAACAUCAACCCGUGCGUGCACCCUCAUUCGACGCAUCAUUCAAACCAAACGUUUUCUCAACGCCACAUCCGGCCGUUUCGCUGGGCAAUUCGACGCCUCCAGCCUUACCAACGUCACAACCACAACCUCUACCACAGUCAAUAGCACCACCACCUCUACCACAAUUAUCAACAACAGCCUGUUCAGUUACACAAUUAGCACAAAGUCCGAUGGCUAAUUUAAUGUCAAUUACAGAGACAUUGCCGCCAGGUAGUCCACGCAAUGGACCCAGCCCACCAGGACCUCCACCACCGCGUACAGCUUCUCGCGGUAGCCAACAUUCACCGAAUAGUUCGGCAGGCUCAUCAUCCGGUCGUCGUUCUUCUGGUUCUCGUCAUGUUUCUAGCACAACUGUUACCAGUUCGGAAGUGCAAUCAAAUCAGCCAAAUGCUCCACAAGUUGGCCCUGGUGGCUCAGUUAAUGUAAGCAGUGGUGGGGGUGCAGGACCAUUGCCACCCGGUGCUAACGGCGGACCAGAUGCCGGUACUGGACCCAGCGGUAGCAAUGGCACAGGACAGUCAGCUCCUGGCAUGAAUUCAACAGCAACAGCUCCAGGCGCUGCUGCACCUACUUCAGCACAAAAUGCCACAUUGAAGUGCACAUUAUGUCAGGAACGUUUAGAGGAUACACACUUUGUGCAGUGCCCCUCGGUUAAUCAUCAUAAAUUCUGCUUUCCCUGCAGUCGGGAGAGUAUUAAGAGACAAAAUGGUCUCGGUAAUGAGGUGUAUUGCCCAAGUGGUGAUCGUUGUCCCUUAGCAAAUUCCACCAUACCAUGGGCAUUUAUGCAAGGUGAAAUCACAACAAUAUUGGGUGAAGAGGUUAAGGUGAAAAAAGAACGUGAGUCUUAAUGUCCAUUUUAUUGUAAGAAGCUACGACGAGCUUUGGAGAAGUUUUAAACAGUUUCAAUACAACAACAAAGCGAUAACAAUACUACUUUAACAACGAGCAUUUUCAAUAUGAAAUGUUUGCAGUUUUAACUAACAUAUCCCAGGAGUCUGCCAACAUAUGGCAACUCGAACAUUUUAUUCAGCUAAAACUGUAAUGUUGCCAGAUUUUCAUAGAUUAUUAUAGAGAUCUACUGGUAUUUGGCAUACCAAAUAAAAAUAAACUACACACUUUUGGUGUUGGAGGAUUCACAAUUUUUUGUCCAGAAAUGACUCCAACUAAAAUAAAAUUUUUUGUAAAAUGCAGUCAAGUUAAUGUUGCAGGACUUUUUGGACACCAGUGAACUUUUUAACGGAUAAAUAUUUAUAUAUAUUGUACGCAGAACGGAUUGACUGUACUAAGGAUUUUGUAAAUAUGAAAUAUUUUAUAAUUUUUAUAAUAAAAAAAAAACUAUUUAUAAAGCAAUCAAAUAAGCUUACAUUUUAAGUCUUUAUAUAUAUAUGUGUACCUACCUAUAUAUAUAUAUUUAAAUCUAUGUGUAUACUUACAUAUUACAUGUGUAAUUUGAGGAAUAUGAGUUAGUUUUAAUUAAUAUGUGGACACAUUGUUUUAUUCGUAGGAUGUAGUUUAAAUAUCUGCUGUAAUUGUAGUUGGUUGUUCCUAUGCAACAACAGAUACACCGAUAACUUUAGAAGAGUCUAUAAACGAUCACAUAAAUAUACAAAUGUUUAUUAUUCUAUAUAUGUACAUCAGUAUACAAAAAUCAUACACAUACAUAAUACUACAUACCUAAAAACAAUAACAAACAAAUAAAUAUUUAAGAAUUAUUGCGAAAGAUAUACAUACAUAUAUGCAUACAUAUAUGAAAAAUACUAAAUUAGCUAAAGUAGAGUUUGUAGAAUCGAAAGUUCGAGAUAAAGUUUUAAUUUCAUAAGACCACCCAAUAUAUAUACUAUAAUUAUGAUUCAUUAUAACUAUAAGUCGAUGAGAUAAUACAGAUAAAUACAGAUAUAGAUAAAGAUAAAGAUAACAGAAGCAAAGCGGUUUGUUAUAAUUUACAUAUAAGGAAAAAUUAAUAUAUUAACCGUAUUGAACUAUGUAAAUGUUAUUCAAUAAAUUUAUGUAUGUAAAAUUAAUAAUUUAAGUAAACAAACAGAAAACAAACAAAACAAAAGAAAACAAAACAAAACAAAAAUAUUAAACACAAAUUAAUGGAUUAAAAUAUUUAUGUUUAAAUGAAACACUUUUUGUGAUAUAGAUACAAAA
This is a messenger RNA of Teleopsis dalmanni, 3684 nucleotides long. Its product is annotated as interferon regulatory factor 2-binding protein 2-A-like. Gene Ontology annotation, cellular component: nucleus. The coding region runs from base 771 to 2381 and encodes 536 amino acids. The transcript has 4 exons. Gene Ontology annotation, molecular function: transcription corepressor activity. Lineage: Eukaryota; Metazoa; Arthropoda; Insecta; Diptera; Diopsidae. The record is from RefSeq and is a predicted model, not a curated record. Gene Ontology annotation, biological process: regulation of transcription by RNA polymerase II.